This is a messenger RNA of Hermetia illucens (black soldier fly), 809 nucleotides long. RefSeq names its product tRNA-splicing endonuclease subunit Sen2 (gene Tsen2). Gene Ontology annotation, biological process: tRNA-type intron splice site recognition and cleavage; tRNA splicing, via endonucleolytic cleavage and ligation. NCBI's taxonomy places the organism in Eukaryota, Metazoa, Arthropoda, Insecta, Diptera, Stratiomyidae. Gene Ontology annotation, cellular component: tRNA-intron endonuclease complex. The record is from RefSeq and is a predicted model, not a curated record. Gene Ontology annotation, molecular function: nucleic acid binding; tRNA-intron lyase activity. Bases 66 to 809 code for a protein of 247 amino acids. The transcript is spliced from 2 exons.
GGUGCGAAGUCAAACUGACGGCUGGGUGUCCAGAGCGGGUGUUUUGAAUCGCCGGAGACCAGGGAAUGGAAUUCCAACCAAAUAUCAAAGCCAAGAGACGUUGUCCGAAAUGGAAAGACACAAAGCCAUACCCAUCUGACAUAAAAGAUAAGUGGAAAGCUGUUUUCACAGGAUUUUCCAUUGAAGUUAGUGACACAGACGGAAAUAACUUCCAAUCCCUCUACGAAUGCGGAUGCUUCGGAAAAGGCACUCAUUCACGAGGAGCUCCACAGAAUUUCAAAGAUCACGCAAACUCCUCUGAUCGGGGCGAGUUCAAAGAGAUACUAGUUUUAGACCUCGAAGAAUCCUUCUUCCUAGCGUUCUUCGCGGAAGCCUUAGACAUAGUAGACCAAGAAAACAAGCCUCUCACUCGUGAUGAAACCUUUAGAAAGUUCGAAACCAUCAAACCGAACUUCGCGUACACACUAGCCGCCUACCUGCACCUCAAAUCGAAAGGUUGGGUGAUAAAAUCUGGAACAAAAUUUGGCGGAGAUUUUCUGGUAUAUAAACAAGGAAUGAGGUUUUAUCACGCAAGUUUUGUGGUAGUCGUUUCGAAGGGCGAAGUUAAUUUGCAGCCAAAAUACCUCCAAGGGAUGCAACGUGUUGCGGAGACUUCAGACAAGGACAUCCUUUUUCUAAGCGUUCAUGCACCCCUCGAAACACCAACCUCCGAGCUCUGCAAUUACCUUCACACCUUUAAAGUGACUGAAACAAUCCCGAGACGAUUUGAUUUAAAAAAACAUGUUCAGAAUAAACAAAAUUCUACUUAA